GCCGGCGGCUUCUCGCCUUUCCCGGCCACCCGCCCCCUGCCCCGGGCCCGCGUAUGAAUCUCCUGGACCCCUUCAUGAAGAUGACCGACGAGCAGGAGAAGGGCCUGUCCGGCGCCCCCAGCCCCACCAUGUCCGAGGACUCGGCGGGCUCCUGCCCUUCGGGCUCCGGCUCGGACACCGAGAACACGCGGCCCCAGGAGAACACGUUCUCCAAGGGCGAGCCGGACCUGAAGAAGGAGAGCGAGGAGGACAAGUUCCCCGUGUGCAUCCGCGAGGCGGUCAGCCAGGUGCUCAAGGGCUACGACUGGACGCUGGUACCCAUGCCAGUGCGCGUCAACGGCUCGAGCAAGAACAAGCCGCACGUCAAGCGGCCCAUGAACGCCUUCAUGGUGUGGGCGCAGGCGGCGCGCAGGAAGCUCGCCGACCAGUACCCGCACCUGCACAACGCCGAGCUCAGCAAGACGCUGGGCAAGCUCUGGAGACUGCUGAACGAGAGCGAGAAGCGGCCCUUCGUGGAGGAGGCGGAGCGGCUGCGCGUGCAGCACAAGAAGGACCACCCGGAUUACAAGUACCAGCCGCGGCGGAGGAAGUCGGUGAAGAACGGCCAGGCGGAGGCCGAGGAGGCCACCGAGCAGACGCACAUCUCCCCCAACGCCAUCUUCAAGGCGCUGCAGGCCGACUCGCCGCACUCCUCCUCCGGCAUGAGCGAGGUGCACUCCCCGGGCGGCGAGCACUCGGGGCAAUCCCAGGGGCCCCCGACGCCACCCACCACCCCCAAAACCGACGUGCAGCCGGGCAAGGCUGACCUGAAGCGAGAGGGGCGCCCCCUGCCAGAGGGGGGCCGACAGCCCCCCAUCGACUUCCGCGACGUGGACAUCGGCGAGCUGAGCAGCGACGUCAUCUCCAACAUCGAGACCUUCGACGUCAACGAAUUCGACCAGUACCUGCCGCCCAACGGCCACCCGGGGGUGCCGGCCACGCACGGCCAGGUCACCUACACGGGGAGCUACGGCAUCAACAGCACGGCGGCGACCCCGACGGGCCCGGGCCACGUGUGGAUGUCCAAGCAGCAGGCGCCGCCGCCGCCUCCGCAGCAGCCCCCGCAGGCCCCGCAGGCCCCGCAGGCGCCCCCGCAGCCGCAGCCGGCGCCCCGCAGCCGCAGCCGCCGCCCCCGCAGCCGCAGGCGGCGCACGCUGACCACGCUGAGCAGCGAGCCGGGCCAGUCCCAGCGAACGCACAUCAAGACGGAGCAGCUGAGCCCCAGCCACUACAGCGAGCAGCAGCAGCACUCGCCGCAGCAGAUCGCCUACAGCCCCUUCAACCUCCCGCACUACAGCCCCUCCUACCCGCUCACCCGCUCGCAGUACGACUACACCGACCACCAGAACUCGGGCUCCUACUACAGCCACGCGGCGGGCCAGGGCUCCAGCCUCUACUCCACCUUCAGCUACAUGAACCCGGCGCAGCGGCCCAUGUACACGCCCAUCGCCGACACGUCCGGGGUCCCUUCCAUCCCGCAGACCCACAGCCCCCAGCACUGGGAACAGCCCGUCUACACACAGCUCACCAGACCUUGAGGAAACCUUGCACGGAGGGCGAUGACGACCUUGACGAUCAGAAGGAGAACCGAAGAAACAAAUCACCAAGCAGAAUUUCCUUGGGGACGUUUUCCCCACCUCGUUCCGUAAAGACGUUUAAGCUAAAGGCAACUCAGACCCAGAUUGCAAGACACAGACCUUAGCCAUCCAGACGCAUUACCACCUUGUUGCAAAUCGGGGGCCAGGCCGUUCUUGGCCGGAUGGACCGUUGGAAAACCCGUAAGAAACCGGACUCGAAGACCUUCUUCAGAGCAAUCACGGAGGAUAAUGGAGAAUCGUGUGAUCAAUUUAUUUGCUCAGUCUCUCUGCCUGUUUGGACUUUGUAAUUAUUUUUAGCAGUAAUUAAAGAAAAAAGUCCUCUGUGAGGAAUAUUCUCUAUUUUAAAUAUUUUUAGUAUGUACUGUGUAUGAUUCAUUACCAUUUUGAGGGGAUUUAUACAAUUUUUAGAUAAAAGAAAUUAAAUGCUUUUAUUUUCCCAACAGCUAAACUACUUAGUUGAACAGCGUGCCCUGGCUUUUCCUGCAACCAGAGUAUUUUUGUACGGAUUUGCUUUCUCUUACAAAAAAAAAAAAAAAAAAAA
Lynx canadensis (Canada lynx) is the source of this 2178-nucleotide messenger RNA. It is a transcript of the gene SOX9, whose product is annotated as SRY-box transcription factor 9. The record is from RefSeq and is a predicted model, not a curated record. Gene Ontology annotation, cellular component: nucleus. NCBI's taxonomy places the organism in Eukaryota, Metazoa, Chordata, Mammalia, Carnivora, Felidae. Gene Ontology annotation, biological process: morphogenesis of an epithelium; heart development; chondrocyte differentiation. Gene Ontology annotation, molecular function: RNA polymerase II cis-regulatory region sequence-specific DNA binding; DNA-binding transcription factor activity, RNA polymerase II-specific.